GUAAAAUUCAAAAUUGAAGCCCAAAUUGAGGGAGGAAAAUGCCGCGCAACAAAGACGAGGCACCUGCUGUUCGCGUCUAUACCGUUUGCGACGAAUCUAAGUAUUUGAUCGUGAGGAAUGUUCCGGCAUUAGGAUGUGGUGAUGAAUUGAAUAAAUUAUUUGCAGGAUUCGGUGAAAUUGAUCAAUUUAUACCUCUAGAUGAUGAAGAUUGUGAGCCAUUUACUGAUGUUUAUUGGAUCAAGUUUCGUCAAGUAAACAAUGCUAGGUUUGCGAAAAGGAAGUUGGAUGAUUCGGUGUUUAUCGGAAAUAAGCUUCAAGUCUCGUAUGCACCGCAAUACGAGAGCCUAAAUGAUACGAAGGAGAAGUUGGAAGGUAGACGAAAAGAAGUUUUAGCUAGACUUAAUCCUGGAAGGUCCAAGGGCCCUAAUGUUUCGACUGCAGUUUCUUCUAGUCAUUCUGUAUCAUGUGCAACUUCAUCUCAGCCGAAUUUCAUAUCGGAGCCUUCAAACUUUCAACAGAGGGAACAGAGAGAGCUCCAGCCUGGUCGAACUUUUCCCUCGACAGUUUCUUCUAAUCAGGAUUACUUUCCAGUGGAGUCGAUGAAUCAGACAGUUAGGUUGGUCAGGGAAACACUUAACAAGAUUGAGUCGGAUACAGAGACCUUGAAAGCAGCAUCUUCUAAGAGACCCCGAACUGACAAUAGAAGAAGAAUCUAAUAGUCAUGAGCUGCUGAUAGUCUCGGUUAACUUUUGUUAUGUCAGAUGCCAGUAUAGAGAAAUUGGAUGCUUUGUUUUUCUCAGAAUACAGCUUCUUCCAACUAUUAUAUGUCUACUACAGAGCUAGUAUCAAGUUGCUUUAGUUGAUAUUUAGCUGGUUGACGUUCAUACUUUUCUGAACUGGAAGCUGGGGAUGCCUUUAGUGAAGUUGCAGCUAAGCUUCUUAUGCAGAAAUUUUUUAUGAAGGAUGGCAGAACAUGCAGUUUUUUCAGUUGAUUCGAGAAACUUAUCUUAUUAUUUGUAAGAGUAUCUCUUCAACUUUUCGGAAGGUAUAGUAGAAAAAUAGAAAGGAUGCAAAUGAAAAUUCAGUUAAAAGUUAAUGUGAACUUGUGAAAAAAUCAGCCUUUAGAGUUUCAUUUAUUCCAUCUUCUGCAUGCACUGCAGGUAUUUAGAGUAAUUUAAACUUUGUUAACAGAGUAUUGUUUUCUCUAUUGAUUUUUUCCUUUAUUACUUCAAUAUGAGGUUUUCUUGAGUUCUUGUUUGAGGUUGAACCUUCGGUGUUAAGCAGUCCAGUUCACUUCAGCUCAUCCAAUUGGUGCCUCAGAAUUGUGCUGAUGUGUGACUCACUUGAGGAUAAGAAUCAAUUUUGAAAGAGGCUCUCUAUAUUUGAGUAAGUGCAUCCAUUAACACCGUACAUGUAGGU
This is a messenger RNA of Erigeron canadensis, 1419 nucleotides long. Its product is annotated as RNA-binding protein 48. NCBI's taxonomy places the organism in Eukaryota, Viridiplantae, Streptophyta, Magnoliopsida, Asterales, Asteraceae. Gene Ontology annotation, molecular function: RNA binding. The coding region runs from base 39 to 716 and encodes 225 amino acids. The record is from RefSeq and is a predicted model, not a curated record. Gene Ontology annotation, cellular component: nucleoplasm. The transcript is spliced from 10 exons.